GCGCGCUAUAGAGGUGAUACAUGCAGCAUAAGGUGACGUAAGAUGAGACUGGAGAAAUGCUACUUCUGUUCUUCUACUAUCUAUCCGGGACACGGUAUACAGUUCGUCAGGAAUGACUGCAAGAUCUUUCGAUUCUGUCGAUCAAAAUGUCACAAGGCAUUCAAGAAGAAGAGGAAUCCCAGGAAAGUUCGUUGGACUAAAGCACACAGGAAAACACACCUCAAAGAAAUGAAAGCAGACUCUUGUCUGGAGUUUGAAAUGAAAAGAAAUGUACCUAUAAAGUACAGCAGAGAGUUAUGGACAAAGACAAAAAAGGCAAUGACACGUAUUGAAGACAUUAAGACAAAAAGGCAGAAUCAUUUCAUAAAGAAUCGCUUGAAGGAAGCAAAGCGACUGUCUAAGGAAGACGAUGUCAAGGAGGUCGAGAGGAGUACUCAUCUACUGGAACCACCAGUCAAAGAUCGGAAGAAAAAGAUGCGAGAAGAGCCAAUGGAACUUGUGGUGCCACAAACUGUAUCAGCAUCAGCAUCUAGAGAACACAACUAACAGAGUAGUAGUGGUGCAUGUAAGAUGUAGUUAAUUACAAUGAACCAUAGAUUAC
Messenger RNA from Corticium candelabrum, 601 nucleotides. RefSeq names its product probable ribosome biogenesis protein RLP24. The record is from RefSeq and is a predicted model, not a curated record. Bases 43 to 546 code for a protein of 167 amino acids. Lineage: Eukaryota; Metazoa; Porifera; Homoscleromorpha; Homosclerophorida; Plakinidae. Gene Ontology annotation, biological process: ribosomal large subunit biogenesis. Gene Ontology annotation, cellular component: nucleolus. The transcript has 6 exons.